Molecule: messenger RNA, 3275 nt
Organism: Magallana angulata
Lineage: Eukaryota; Metazoa; Mollusca; Bivalvia; Ostreida; Ostreidae
Product: cytochrome P450 20A1-like
Exons: 12
Coding region: 218-1759 (513 amino acids)
Cellular component (GO): membrane
Molecular function (GO): oxidoreductase activity, acting on paired donors, with incorporation or reduction of molecular oxygen; monooxygenase activity; heme binding
Source: RefSeq, a predicted model, not a curated record
ACCAGAUGUUUUGUUUUUUUUUCCUUCAACUUGUUUUACUUCGGAAUUAAAUAGCAACUAAUUGGAUAUUUAGAGGAACGGACAUGAACUCACAUUGACUGUACAGUCAUGACUGUAUGUGGCCUUAAUAUUAUUUUGUAGAUGCUGACUGGAAAAAUUACAAACUUUUUCGGUUUGAUACGCAUGCAGUUAUAUUGUAUCUGAUGCAACUGGAAAUAUGUUCUUGCUUUGCAUAUCUGCCAGCCCUCAAUUGGAUAUAUUCAUGAUUAAUGACUUGCAUUUCAAAUGGGAUGAGGAGGAGUUUAUAGAGCUUCUAUGUAUUACAUGUAGCUGUUUUAUAGAAACAAGAAAGAUGGUAGACGUUGUGAUAUUGACUGUGCUUUACGUAGCUGCGUUGUUCCUUGGUGUGAUAUAUUACUACAUGGGAAACAGACAAAGCACUACGAUACCUGGGCCUAAUCCUACAUCUGAGAGAGAUGGAAAUUUGGCAGACAUUGCAAAAGCUGGAAGUCUACACGAAUACCUUUUAGAUCUUCAUCAGAAGUACGGGGACAUAGCUGCUUUUCGGAUGGGAAAGGAGAUGGUUGUAAGCAUCUGUUCACCAGAACUGUUCAGGGAGCAUUCUAAUGUGUUUGACCGACCUGCUUCACUGUAUAAAAUAUUUGAGCCUUUGCUGGGGAGGAAAUCGAUACCAUUCGCAAAUAAAGCCGAAGGGAAGAGCAGGCGUAAGAAUUACAACCUAGCUUUGGGUUCGAGUCAUUUACACUGUUACUACCCAGGAAUACAAGCAUUAUCUGAAAAUUUGGUACACGACUGGUCCAAUUUAGCUGAAAUGGAACAAAUUCCCUUGAAUGAUUCGAUGAUCACUUUCGGGAUAAAGUUAGCUAGUGUUAGUAUGUUUGGCAGCGAUUCAUGUUCCGAUGAAGCAAUCAAGGAUAUCAGGCACAACUUUCUUCUUGCAUCGAAUGAAUUAGAGAGAAAAUUGAUUGGAAUAUCAGAUGAAGACAGUGAAAGAGUGAAGACGUUUGAAGAUGCUCGAAAUAGAUUUCAUGAUCAUGUUAACAAGUUGGUGACCAAGCGCAGAGAACAUCGGAAGAAAACAGACGCCACUCUUUUGGUUGACGUGCUUAUUGACAGCACCAAUGACGAGGAAGAGAUACUUCAUGAUGCCGUCACAUUUACUGCCGCAGGCUCCCACACAACAGGAAGCUUGUUAACGUGGGCGUUGUACUUUCUCUCUACUAAUCCUGAUGUCCAGGAAAACGUUUACACAGAAAUUGACCAAGUGAUCGGCACUAGUGAUGUAGACCCCAGAUCAGCUAAGGAUCUUAAGUAUCUACAUAAAGUGAUAAACGAGACAAUUAGAUGUGCUGUAAUAAUACCAUGGACGGCCAGGUACCAAGAUAAUGACUCAGAACUCGGAGGAUAUAAAAUCCCUGCAAAAACAUCUGUAAUUCACGCACUUGGCGCAAGUCUCCAAAGUGAAAAAUAUUUUUUGAAUCCUAAAAGGUUUGACCCAGAUCGAUUUUCUGAAGCAAAUAUAAAAUCCAGACCAGCAUAUGCGUUUCAACCCUUUGGAUUCGCUGGCAAAAGAAUGUGUCCCGGAUACAACCUGGCUAUUAUUGGAGCUAUUGCUUUGCUAGUCAAUAUCCUGAAAAUUUUCCGGGUAAAAUUGGUUGAAGGCCAAAUGGUGACUCCGAAAUUUGGUAUAGUUACUCAUCCAAAGGACAAAAUCUGGAUCACAGUGGAGAAAAGAUGAAGGAGAUUGACUAUAUGAUUUGUGUGUCACUUUGGAAGACAUUAGAUAUUCCAUAAUAAUUGGCGGAGGGGGAUCCGUGAUAUUAAAUCUAAUCAUUUUUCCCGUUUUAUUUGGGGUUUUUUUAAAUGUUUCAAAAACAAUUAAAAGAAAUACACUUUUUGAACGAAGAAUUUAAAUGUACAUUUUCAAAUUUGUUUGUUUAUCUGUUAUAAACCACUUUUAUUUUGCAAUAAAUUCUUUAUUAACACAUUGCCUAAACUUUGCCUGUUCAACAGCAUUAUAUACAGUGUCCCAUAACGUCAAAAUGCAAUUUGAUUAUUACAUAUAAUGUAAAUUUUCAAUCAACAAAUUUUACAUUUAUAUGUUUUUAAAAAUAAGACGAUGUUUAUAAAAACACAACAAAUUCAUCGUGUGCUCCAAAUGACGUCCUUUUUUUAUCAAUGAAGAUGUCUGUCUAUGAAAAAAAAAUUCAUAACAGCCACUGUACGGAUCCAAUCCUCUGAAAUCUCACGAUGUAAAGAAUCUGUUACUUGUUGAAUCGUAAUUCCAGGGUAUUCUUCUUUAUAAUUUGCACAAUUAUACCUGGAGUCCGUGAUUUAUAAUACAGUUUUAAAACAGAAGAUGCCUGCUCUAAUGUCCGAGUUAUCUUGAUUGAAAUUCAAUCUAAACCAAGAAAUAUGAUGCAACUUUGUAAGACCCCAUUAACAUAACAGUCAAAUAGACAGAAGCUACGUUAUCAUAAGUUAUAAACUUGUAUUUACAUUCCCUUAUUGAUGAAAAAUAAUACUUUAUUAAUUAAAAAAUAGGUAUAAGUUGCUUCUAGAUUCGUUCUACACUGGUUUUCACACAGACUGUUGAGAUAAGCCUUGAAAAUAUAAUCCAUAAAAAAAUCAUUCUUGAAAUUUUGCCUCUAACAAUAGAAACAACUUUCCUGUUGAAUAAUUGUAAAACAUUGCGGUAAACAACAUGUAUGAGUUAUAUUUUCACACCGAUAAUAUUGAAUUCAAUGUUUGGAAAUUACAUAUAUAUUCAUACACAGCGAUUGGGUUGUUGCAUUUAAAAGCAUUAAAAGAUCACCGGAUAUAAUGAAAAAACGCAGUAGAUUGUAAAUAUAUUGUACACUGUAAAUGUACGUCAUCAUUUUCUUACAUAAAAUGCUAUGACAAAUGUAAGGGUAAAAAUUCAUAAAUUUCUAAUUAACUUUUUGAGAACACUAAUGACGAUUAAUAUGCACAUUAAGGUGAUGAAUAUUGCUAAAAAGACAUUCGAAAUGAAGGCAAAUGACAUAAAGUAGUGAAGCUCUUUACAAAAUGAAUCAAUAGAUCUGAAGUGUAAGUCUAAAACAUUAUAGAUAGAGACAACUGCAUUUAUCAAACACAUUCUAAAGUCAAAUACAAUUUAAGAAUAGCACGGAAAAAUAACUUUUCGUAUAAUAAUGAUAAUGAGGGUGUAAAGUCUAUACAAGCUAAGCAAGUUAUAGGUGAUAUUGUUAACUAAAUUAUAUGCAGUCCCAUAA